CUGUUCUCUAGCGUCAUCCGGGUGACAUCGACCAUGAAGACCCUGCCGAGCUUGAUAUUGGUCAUCUUCAUCUCUGUUACCACAGAGGCACUGAUCUGCCAUUUCUGUGAGGAUCUCUCAGGACCCAACUGCAAAGCCACAAAAAGUGAGACCUGCCCCAAGGAUGUCAAAAAAUGCUACACCAAUCUCAUGAUGGAGAAAUUUGGACCUCUUACCGUUUACCAGAGUACAAGAGGAUGUCAAAAGGGAAAAGAUUUGUGCGCCGGUACCUUCAGCAUGAGCUCAGGGAAAACGGAGGUACAUAGCAUUACUAAGUGCUGCGAGGGAGACCACUGCAAUACUGACCAGCUGGAAAUUGUGACCCCAAAAGACCUAAAGGAAAAUGGGGUAGAGUGUCCGGCGUGUAAUGAGAAGGAAAAGCAAUGCAAAUCAGAGAUCUACAAAUGCACAGGAACUCAGGAUCGAUGCUUUGAGUUCUAUGGUGGACUCUAUAAUGGAGAGGGAUAUGAUGAUUGGACAUUCAAGGGAUGUACCACCAAACAAGUCUGCGAUUAUCUUGAGAGCCAUGAUGGAUAUGAAGUACAUUACACGAGAAAAGACUCCAAGAUAAAAUGUACUAAAAAAUAGGCACUAUACAGGAGUGCUAAAAUGACGCUAUUAAAGAAGAAUUCAGAUUAGGGAAAAACUGCCUUACCGCUACUUGUCUCUUAUGCAGCAUUGUUGUAAGAGUGGCAUACUCUUCAAUCCCAUUGAAUACCUAUGUUUGCCAAAUAAAAUCUCAAUGCAAGAUAUCA
This is a messenger RNA of Rana temporaria (common frog), 794 nucleotides long. RefSeq names its product phospholipase A2 inhibitor and Ly6/PLAUR domain-containing protein-like. The transcript has 6 exons. The coding region runs from base 34 to 627 and encodes 197 amino acids. NCBI's taxonomy places the organism in Eukaryota, Metazoa, Chordata, Amphibia, Anura, Ranidae. The record is from RefSeq and is a predicted model, not a curated record.